This is a messenger RNA of Suillus bovinus, 683 nucleotides long. RefSeq lists its product as uncharacterized. Lineage: Eukaryota; Fungi; Basidiomycota; Agaricomycetes; Boletales; Suillaceae. The transcript is spliced from 2 exons. The record is from RefSeq and is a predicted model, not a curated record. Bases 186 to 542 code for a protein of 118 amino acids.
UCCCGGGUUCGGCUCUCGCCGACUCGGAGUUUUCGUCCGUGACGCGUGACUUGCGACUGUGUCACAAUCCGGGUGCCACUUACUAGUAUGUGACUCCUAGAAGCGCUUGUCAUCUUACUCGUUCCCUCAGAUACUCUACUCCUCGAGUAGAACUACUACAAUCAUCGCUUAUUGCUAUCAUCGCAAUGUCCUUUCAGUACUACUCGAGCAACGGAGUAUCUGACUCCUCUAUGUCGACGUUUGGACAUUCUAUCGAUAGCAUGUUUCAGUGUUUGUGGGAUUGUUCACAAGGAUUACAUUGCAACGAUUUGAUUCGCAGCUACGAUGUCUCCGCUCACCUACGUGAGGUUCAUGGGAUUCACGGGCCAGACAAAUCUCCCGUUACCUGCCGAUGGCAAUCUUGUAAUAGGGGUCUCGAGAAGGAGACUCUUGCGAGGCACAUCGAGGAAAUUCACGUGGGGAUUGUAUACAGGUGCCAGUGCGGAGAUACAUUCUCGCGCAAAGAUACUCUCAACAAACACAAGACAAAACUUCAGCAUUAAAUAGGGAGUCUUUUGAUUGCAAGGUAUCCCGUACUAUAUGCCAAGAUUUCAGUUAGAGUAUCUAUUGUCUAUGGUACUUAUGAUCCGACGUACUUUUAGUUUCUUAUGUGCUGUUUACCCUGAUAUUUCAAUUCAAGUAUU